Panicum hallii is the source of this 2115-nucleotide messenger RNA. Its product is annotated as trichohyalin. Gene Ontology annotation, molecular function: structural constituent of ribosome; RNA binding. The coding region runs from base 138 to 1670 and encodes 510 amino acids. Gene Ontology annotation, cellular component: ribosome; mitochondrial small ribosomal subunit. Gene Ontology annotation, biological process: translation. The record is from RefSeq and is a predicted model, not a curated record. NCBI's taxonomy places the organism in Eukaryota, Viridiplantae, Streptophyta, Magnoliopsida, Poales, Poaceae. The transcript has 8 exons.
UCUUGGGCCGACCAUGGGCUCAAUCCAGUAGUAAAGCCCAUCUAGACCGCCACGGUUGCGAUCAUUUCCGUCCCUCUCAAAAACCCUCUCCUCCUCUUGGUCAGUUGGUCGCCUCUCUCUCCUCCGCCGCCGCCUUCAUGGCCGCCGCCGCCGCCCGCUCCCGCGCCGCCGCGGCGUGGGCCCGCCUUCUCUACCUGCGGCCGCACCACAUCGCGAGCUCCACCACUCUUCCCUGCCACAAUCACCUAGCCUCGCGGAUCACGCCCCCGCGCCGCCACCUGGCCUUCUCCGCCUCCGCGGGGGGCGCCAGGCCUCAGAUCCAGAGCGAGCGGGCCGUGCAUGAGCUGCUCGCGGAGGUCGAGCGCGAGCGCCAGCGGGAGCGCCAGGACUGCCGCGCCAGGGAAGGCGGCCAGGAGGAAGAGGCUAAGGAGGAGGAGGAGGAGGACUACCUGGGCGUCAAGCCGCUCAUCGAGAAGCUCGAGCGCCGCAAGGCCAAGGAGACUGCCGCCGACGAAGGCUACUGGGAGCCCACCGACUCCGACAGCGACGAGGAAGACGAGCGCUACACGCCCGACGCCAUCAAGCGACGCGUCGACGAGUUCGAGCGCAAGUGCAAGCGACACGGGGAGCUCCUGCGAUCAUUCGCGGAGGCCGAGACCCUCGACGAGGCUCACAAAUGGAUGACCAAAAUCGACAAGUUCGAGGAGCGCCACCUCAAGCUGCCACUGGAGUACAGGGUCAUCGGCGACAUGAUGAACCGCCUCAAAGACUCCACGGGCAAAGACCGCUUCGUUCUCCUCCAGAAGCUCAACCGAGCCGUUAGGAUCAUGGAAUGCAAGGAGGCAUUCGACCCCAGUAACCCCGCAAACUUUGGCCUCAUUCAGCACCAGCAGGUUGGUUCUCCAGAGGAUCUGGUGCUCAACGCGGGCUUUGAUAAGGAGAAGCAGAUGAUCCAGGGGGAACAAAUCGAUGACGACGAUGAAGAUGAGGAAUUCAAUGAAGCAAAGGAGAGGGAUGAUUUGCUCAUUGAGAAACUCAAUGCUAUCGAAAAGAAGAUCGAGGACAAGCUGGCAGAGUUGGAUCACACCUUUGGUAAGAAAGGCAGAGUUUUGGAGGAGGAAAUUAAGGAUUUGGUGGAGGAGCGCAAUUCCCUGUCUGAGAAAAAGAGGAGACCUAUGUACAGAAAAGGUUUUGAUGUCAAAGUUAUCGACGUUAACAGGACAUGCAAAGUCACAAAGGGAGGCCAAAUAGCAAAAUUCACAGCAUUAUUGGCCACUGGAAACUACCAUGGUGUUGUAGGCUUUGCAAAAGCUAAAGGGCCAACAGCCAAGAUAGCAAUACAGAGGGCAUAUGAGAAAUGCUUCCAGAACCUUCAUUACAUGGAGCGAUAUGAGGAUCACACAAUUGCUCAUGCUAUUCAGGCCAAAUAUGAAAAAACAAAGAUAUACCUCUGGCCUGGACCAAUAAGAAGUGGAAUGUCUGCUGCUGGUAGGACUGUUGAAACUGUACUGUACUUGGCUGGUUUCAGCAACGUCAAGUCAAAGAUUAUUGGAUCAAGGAACCCACUUAAUGUGAUUAAAGCUCUCUUCAUAGCUUUGAACGCGAUUGAGACUCCAAAGGAUGUCCAGCAGAAGUUUGGGCGUACUGUGGUCGAGUCUUACUUAUUGUAACCAUCUGAUUUGUUUGGAGGAGGUGAGGCCAGCUGAGUCUUGUAUUGGCUUUGGCGUGGGAAGACCAAGGAAGGUCCAACCAUGAGAGAUCUCCUUUAUUUGUUUUGGCAAUGCUGUGAGCAAGCAGUAAGGCCCAGCACACAUGCGAUGGGAGGGUGAUUGCUGAGGCUCGUAAAAAGGUCAAUGGCAACUGUAAGCAGACAAGCAGAUGGUAUUUCCCUGGCCCUUUCUGUUUAGAACUGGAUGAAGUUGGGGACGCGUUUGAGGGUUGUUGUAUAAAUGAAGAUCAAAAUUGCCUCAUCUGGUCUUCUUGUUUUUGUUAGCAUGCAUUGUUUGUUGUCGCUGCAUACUGUUGCACGCGGAUGAAAAUGAGCUGAAGACUAACUUCAUAUGUUAGCGUAGGAUAAUAAGCCAUGUUUCUCAUAUAGACUGCAGCUUUCUGCGA